UUAUCUUUGAGGACUGAAGUAUCUUUAAAAGAACGUAGGUCAUAAACCAACGUACAUUUGAGAUCAAUACAAGGUACAUUACUUUCCUCCUUCUUUGGGCCUAAAGUUGGGGAGUAGGGUUGAAGCCAGUAGGCAGGGUUUAAGCCAGAGCAAAAAUAAAGAACACGUUUGGAACUCAGCAGGAAAAUCGAAAUAAACAGAAAUCUAAGCUCUUCCGUUUGCCUUUAGCAAUGCAUUCUCAAUGAGGUCAGUUUCUCAAAUCUGGUUACAAUUAUACCAUUUGAAAUUUUGAUAAAAGCUAGGUAAUAAUCAUUCAUUUUUUACAUAGAAGUUGGCAUGGAAUGAAUCGAUUCAUUGCAGCUAAUUUUAUCACUAAAGGGAAUGCAAGCUUUAACCCAAAACGUAGUAUUACUAGAAAUAACAGAGUAACAGAAGAAGCAGACAGGGUAUAUUCAAUGGUUAAGGACGCCUGUGAAAUUAUGACAACACAAAAACAGUGGCAGGAGCCUCUGAGACUCAGGCUUUCCUCAGAACUUAUCAGCCACAUGCAUGUAAUUCUCAUUCUCAAACAACUACAAGAUGUAAGAUUAGGGCUUAUGUUUUUUAACUGGGUGGGGAGUCAGGAGAGUUUGAACUUCAACCAUCAUCCACAUUCGUUUUCUGCAAUGUUAAGAAUUUUAGCGGUUGCAAGGAUGUUUGACGAGGUAGAACGAAUCUUUGGGAAUAUGAAAGUCCAGGGCUCGAUUCCCACAGAGAAAGCAAUGAGUGAGCUAAUUAGUGCAUAUUGUGAUGACGGUUUGAUCAACAGGGCAUGCGAUAUGUUCGCAUAUUCUAGGAGCCAUGGUUUGUGGCCCUCUGUAUUUUCUUGCAACAGAUUGCUUGAUGCCCUUGUUAAGUGCAAGAGGAUGGAUGCUGCAGAGAGGGUUUAUGCAGAAAUGGAGGAUAGUGAGAUGAAUUGCCCUGAUGAGUACAGUAUAGGUAUAAUGAUUCGAGGUCUCUGCAGGGAAGGUAGAGUUUGUGAAGGGAGGCUUUUAAUGCGGAAGGCCUGUGGUAGAAAUGGGCGGGGAUCAAAUGGACCAAAUGUUGUGUUUUAUAAUACCCUUAUGGAUGGGUAUUUCAGGAAGGGUGAGGUUCAGCGAGCCUUUGGGGUAUUUGGCGAGAUGGUCAAAAUGGGGGGUUUGCCGAAUGUGGUAACUUAUGGAACUCUUGUGAAUGGUCUCUGCAAGGAGGGGAAUUUGGGUGAGGCAGGGAGGCUGUUGACUAAAAUGAUAGAAGUGGGCUUAAGGCCUAAUGAGUUUGUUUUCAAUGCUGUUAUUGAUGGGUACUGCAAGGAGGGUAACGUGUUCGAGGGAGGCAGGGUGUUGAAUAGAAUGCUUGAAAUGGGUGUUUUGCCUGAUGUUGUUACAUAUAAUUCACUGAUCAGUGGGCUCUGUGAGGGUGGGAAGAUGGCUGAGUCACAGAAACUUCUGAAUGAGAUGCUGUGUCGGGGCUUGGUGCCCAGCAAGUUUACCUAUACCUGUCUAAUGCAUGGAUAUUGCAAGCAGGGGAACAUGUCGAAAGCAACUAAUCUCUUGAUUGGAAUGUUGGAGAAGGGGCAUCAGCCUGAUGUGGUCACUUAUGGUGCUCUUAUCAAUGGCUUAUGUGUAUUGGGCAAGGUUCAUGAGGCCUUCUUUAUUCGAGAUAAAAUGGUGGCAAAAGGUCUGGAACCAGAUGUUACUGUUUACAAUGCAUUGAUUGAUGGCCUUUGUAAGGAAGGUCUUCUGGCUGAUGCAAAGAAAGUCAUGAUUGAAAUGCUGGAGAAAGGUUGUCUUCCAAACAACUAUACUUAUGUUACGAUAAUAGAUGGGUAUUGUAGGGAGGGUAAAUUGAGUGAAGCCAUAAAGAUCUUCAAUUUUAUGCUUGAAAAGGGCAUUGAACCUGGAGUUGUCGGUUAUAAUGCAAUGAUAAAAGGCUAUAGUAAGUUAGGUAUGAUGGAACAUGCCUGUUCAUGUGUUGUACAAAUUAUUAAGCAGCGACUGGUUCCUGAUAAUAUCACCUUCACUACCCUCAUAGAUGGAUACUGCAAGCUACAAAACACAUCUAAGGCUAUGAAAUUGUUAAAUCAAAUGGCAAGACAAGGGUGUAAGGCAGAUGUUGUCACUUAUAGUGCACUAAUUAAUGGGUACUGUAAAGGAGGGAAAAUGCAAGAGGCUUGGGCAGUGUUUGAAUACAUGCAAGAAAAGGGACUGGUCCCAAAUGAGGUUGCUUAUAGCACUCUCAUACAAGGGUACUGCAAGGAUGGCAACAUUGUGGGAGCAAUAGAACUUUUUGAUAAAAUGUUGCAGAAGGGUUGUAUACCUAAUGAAGUGACAUAUAAUAUACUUAUCAAUGGACUCUGCAAGGCCAGCAGCAUGCAGUCAAGACACUUGGAACAAAGUAUGCACACAAAAUUGCCAGCCAUCUUCUAUAAAAUGUUGCAGGAUGAUUGGGAUUCUAAGACUGCAGCUUAUAAUAUAAUUAUCAUGGGUCUUUGUGUCAGGAAAAAAUCACAUUUGGUUUUCAAAUUGAAAGACAAAAUGUCCGCAGAAGGUUUUCUACCAGAUGGGGUUACAUUUGCAGCUUUGUUGCAUGGUUUAUGUGACGAGGACAAACUAAUUGAUAUGAAUAAGAUUUUAUCUGAAGAAGUGCAGAAAGAUAUGCUUUGUGUUGCGCUUAGGUACUCCAUUCUAAUUGAUCAAUAUUUUUAUCAAGGCAAAGCUUCUACAGUCACAUUACAUUUGAGCAGAAUGCCAGGUACAGAUUGUGGACAGGUCAAUGUUUUCAAUGUUCUUGAACAUAAGGCUGCAGCUUUAGGAGUGGAGUGAGUAAAUCACAAAGCUUCUCAAUUGGACAUGAUUACAUUCAUCCAAAGACAUUCCUGGAGGUUGAACACAUACACCUAAUAAGGCCUCAAGUGCACAUGCUGAAGAAAUCAACUUUUUGAAACAUAGUUCUCAAGAGCUUUAAGUACUAGCUUUUGGGAAGAGAGUUGUGCUACAUUCAUCAGCAGGCAUUUUUCUUUCUAUGGACAAUGCAAGCUAAUGCCUAAUCAGUGUAUUAUGACACCUUUCAAUUGGAAUGAGAUCAGAAAAUGGUUGAAAAGUGCCUGCCAGGUGAAAAGGUUGUGAAACUUCUGGAUUUACAGUUAUGUGGUCUAGAUCAUAAAUCUAUCAGUUUGCAUCAAUUGCAGGAAUACAUCAUGGGAAUUGAAUAGCUAUGUGCUCCGUGGCAUUGAUCUUCAGAUAUGAGCACUUAAGCAGAUCCUCUUUGCCAUUACAAUUCAUCAAAAUAUCUUCAGAAGGUACAUGAUAAGGAAAGCUAAAAAUUUAGCUACACUUCCAGCAAGGUAAACUAAGGAGUGAUUUGUUAGAUUUGAGGCGUUUGACAUGGGAUGGUGCUCUAAAGGGACGGCUGGCAGAUUUGGAAGAAUUUAGAUGGAUUUAUUACUUAUGUAUAACUUAUUAUGAUAGUGUAGCAAGUAAUAAUGACCAUCCACAUAAACAAGCUGUGUAUCUAUCAGCACUAGAGCUCAAUUUUUUUUUAUGACUAUGUCUAUGUUACCAUUUAGAAAAUAGUGCUACACAUAUUCACAAAAGAAAGUGGGUGGAAAAAGUCACACCCUGAAACCAAACAGGGCAACAGCCUGGGACAAAACACAAUUACAUUAAGCAGCUAUGCAACAAGAGAAAAAACACUGGGAGGAAAUGGUUAGAUUUAUCUGAAAGGCCUUCUCAGAAACAUGUAUAAAAUUGGGUCAAAUGUCUUCAUCUCAGAGGGGGAUUACUACAGCAUAACAUGAGACAGGAUAUGCCCAUAAAAUUGUCACCAUUCAAGGUAUUAUCUAUUUUUCAGACUAGCAAGUAAUUGAUUCAGAGUUAAUAUUAAAUAUCGACUCACUAGAUGUGUCAUUCAA
Molecule: messenger RNA, 3931 nt
Organism: Cryptomeria japonica (Japanese cedar)
Lineage: Eukaryota; Viridiplantae; Streptophyta; Pinopsida; Cupressales; Cupressaceae
Product: pentatricopeptide repeat-containing protein At1g52620
Exons: 2
Coding region: 342-2843 (833 amino acids)
Molecular function (GO): protein binding
Source: RefSeq, a predicted model, not a curated record